AACCCGAAGCCCAAAGCCUCAUCAACUCAUCUGCGAUCGAAACCCACCUCGACCAGAGAUCUCGACGCGAGCGCUUCCCCAAGUCGACCGAAACCCUAGAGUAGAGACAGAGCGGCGGCCAUGGCGAUAAUCUCCGAGGACAUCAUGCAGGAGGACGAGGUUUCGACGCAGCCGCAGCAGGCGGCGGCGGCCGUGAAAGACAACAGCACGCAGGUAGAGAAGAAGGAGAAGGAGGAGAGCGAGGGGAGACAACCAAACUCCGGCAACGGCCUCGACCUGGAGAAGUACUCGUGGGCGCAGCAGCUACCAGAGGUGAACAUCUCCGUCCCCCUCCCGGAAGGAACGAAGGCGAGGUUCCUCGUCUGCGAGAUCAAGAAGGACCACCUCAAGGUCGGACUCAAGGGCCAGCCUCCGAUCAUCGAUGGUGAGCUGCACAAACCAGUUAAGGUCGAGGACUGCUUCUGGAGCAUCGAGGACGGGAGCUUGCUGUCCAUACUGCUGACAAAGCGUAAUCAGAGCGACUGGUGGAAAUCCCUGAUCAAAGGCGAUCCGGAGAUCGACACCCAGCGUGCUGAACCUGAGAGCAGCAAGCUCUCUGAUCUGGACCCCGAGACGAGGCAGACCGUGGAGAAGAUGAUGUUCGACCAGCGCCAGAAGCAGAUGGGCCUGCCCACCAGCGAGGAGAUGCAGAACCAGGACAUGCUCAAGAAACUCAAGUCCCAGUACCCUGACAUGGACUUCUCCGGGAUGAAGAUGCCUUCUUAGAUUGUCUCUUAGCUGGAGCCUGGAGGAUCUGAGGCGAUAAUGCGGAAGAUUUUUCGAUGGAGGAAACGCUUCUACCUUAAUUAGUAUAUCUAUUUGGGUGUCUUAGUAUUUUAAGUGUCUGUUUAUGCGUCUACGUACCGUUUGUAGUUUGCUAUUUGGAUGACUUGUGGUUUAUA
Triticum aestivum (bread wheat) is the source of this 941-nucleotide messenger RNA. Its product is annotated as protein BOBBER 1. NCBI's taxonomy places the organism in Eukaryota, Viridiplantae, Streptophyta, Magnoliopsida, Poales, Poaceae. The transcript has 2 exons. Gene Ontology annotation, biological process: protein folding. Gene Ontology annotation, cellular component: cytoplasm. Bases 121 to 765 code for a protein of 214 amino acids. The record is from RefSeq and is a predicted model, not a curated record.